ACGGCAAACAAACAGAAUGCACAAUUUUUUUAUGCCUGAAAGAGAUCACCACGCAAACAACUCAAAUCAAACCUCAAACAAACAGGAUUGUAAAUAUGACCUCCACCAUCAUCCUGCGUGUAAUUCUGGGAGAGAAUGAUGCACAGAAAGUGAAACUUCAGAAUGGUGUCCCUUGUUCUUUGGCAGAAUUAAAGAAUGAGAUACAGACACAGUGUAAUUUGUUGGGAGAAAUCAGACUUCAAAUCAUGGACCCUGACUUUAAUGAAUUUGUGAACCUGACUUCCACAACUGAUGUUCAGAACAAAAGCACCCUUAAGGUCAUGAAACUCUGUGACUCUUUAGCAGUAUCUCCAUCUCCCCCAUCAUGUGACACAGAGAUUCUAUCUUCAAGAUCAUCCUCUGAAGCAUCAUCUUCUUCAUCCCUUGACCCCCAAGAGUUGACUUCGAAUACAAGGUCUUCUUGGCCAACAUGUUUUGUUGUGCCCCGUUUCUCCUAUGAUGCAGAAAUUAAGCUGGAACAAGGCAAUUCAAAAUACCAAAAAAAAGGCUCUCUACUGAAUCCAGACCCAAAGCUGAAAUCAGACAUUUUAGAUGGACUUGCUGAAGAAAUAGUAAAAUUCAAAGUGUACCUCUCUGAUGCUGAAUUCAAUGAAGUGGCAGAAGCCCUUAUAAAACGGCAUCCUUGCCUUAAGGAACAGGGAUCCUUCACAGGCUGCAGUGGCUGGAAAAGAAGCCUUAAAUAUAAAAUGUCAAAUUACAGAACCAAGCUGCGAAAUCUUGGUUGUAGUGAAGUGACCGUUAAUUCCAUGAAGCACAAACCUAUGGGUGUAAGCAAUCCAGCUUUUGGUGUCAAGAAGCCACGCAAGGCUGAAGUAAACUUUUGUCCCUCAUUUCUUUCUGGUGAAACUCCUGACAGCAUGGAGCAAAUCAGAGUCUCCCUUCUUUCUGAGGCUAAGAAGAAGAACAAUGAGCAAACUGUGAGAAGAUUAAUGGACCUUUCAUUUGCAUUGAGAAGACAAGAGGUUGUCAAAGAAUCUCCACUUAUUGCUGACUUUAUGAGCAGAUGGCCGGCUUUGUUCCAAGAAAAUGAGGUUUGUGCUGAAUUUGCACGGGUAACAACUGUUGCCUUAAUUUCAAAAUUCUUCUCAAAGCUGGAUGAACACACUCCAAGUCUUCUGAGGAUCUUUGCCAAGAGAGGUGGAGCUCAGGGACAAAGGAUAAGGAAACUUCUUGUGCCACUUACACAGGAUGUAGAUUUUUCCAACACUGAAGCGGCACUCAAAGAAAUGGUGAUGGCCGUUUUUGUCAUCAGAUGUGAAGGAUGUGAAGUUGGUGAUGAACCUGCGGAUGUUGGAGUAGUUCUUGAAGGAGUUACAGCACUAGAAGGGCUUGGUACUGUAGCUAAUGGUGUUGCAUUGCUGAUUGGGGUUAUUUAUACCCUAAAUCUUAGUUAUCCGAAGGAGUCUCGAUACACCUUUGAACUCCUGCAAAAAGUGUUCCUGGAGCUUGAUGGACACAAACUCUCCACCAAAGUUCAAGCCCUCAAGACCAAGCUUUUUACACCUCAUUAA
This is a messenger RNA of Xyrauchen texanus (razorback sucker), 1571 nucleotides long. RefSeq lists its product as uncharacterized. Lineage: Eukaryota; Metazoa; Chordata; Actinopteri; Cypriniformes; Catostomidae. The transcript has 5 exons. The coding region runs from base 96 to 1571 and encodes 491 amino acids. The record is from RefSeq and is a predicted model, not a curated record.